Molecule: messenger RNA, 1656 nt
Organism: Cucurbita maxima (winter squash)
Lineage: Eukaryota; Viridiplantae; Streptophyta; Magnoliopsida; Cucurbitales; Cucurbitaceae
Product: S-adenosylmethionine synthase 3
Exons: 2
Coding region: 240-1412 (390 amino acids)
Biological process (GO): S-adenosylmethionine biosynthetic process
Cellular component (GO): cytosol
Molecular function (GO): ATP binding; methionine adenosyltransferase activity
Source: RefSeq, a predicted model, not a curated record
CAUUUGUUCUUGAUGAUUUUUGUACCAAAUGUCGAUUCGUCUGCUCUUAUCGAUCCUUUAUGAACUAAACUUGAUCUAAUCGGAAGUAUCUGCUGAUUGAUUUGUGGUUGAUGUUUUGUAGACCUAGUUUUUGAAAUGAUCGCAUUUUGUUUUUGAUUCUGUUUCCGUUCCUUCCAAUACAAUGCUGAUUCGGUUUGGUUCGAAAACCAACUCUUUGGCACUAUUUGUAUCAGUCGAUAAUGGAUACCUUCCUCUUCACUUCUGAGUCUGUCAAUGAGGGCCAUCCCGACAAGAUCUGCGACCAAGUUUCCGAUGCUAUUCUUGAUGCGUGUCUUGAACAAGAUCCCGAGAGCAAGGUUGCUUGUGAGACCUGCACCAAAACCAACAUGGUCAUGGUGUUUGGUGAAAUCACAACCAAGGCCAACGUCAACUAUGAGAAAAUAGUUAGAGAUACUUGCAGGGGAAUCGGAUUCGUCUCGGCCGAUGUCGGUCUCGAUGCUGACAACUGCAAGGUACUUGUGAAUAUUGAACAACAGAGCCCUGACAUAGCACAAGGUGUCCAUGGACACUUGACCAAGAAACCUGAGGAAAUUGGAGCUGGUGAUCAAGGCCACAUGUUUGGUUAUGCUACAGAUGAAACCCAAGAGCUCAUGCCACUCACUCAUGUCCUUGCUACUAAACUUGGUGCCAAGCUUACUGAGGUCAGGAAGAACCAAACCUGCCCAUGGCUUCGACCUGACGGUAAGACUCAAGUGACUGUCGAGUACAAGAAUGACAAUGGAGCCAUGGUCCCCGUUAGGGUCCAUACUGUUCUGAUAUCAACCCAACAUGAUGAAACUGUAUCAAACGAAAAGAUUGCCACUGAUCUGAAAGAGCAUGUCAUAAAACCAGUGAUACCUGCUAAGUAUCUCGAUGACAAGACUAUCUUCCAUCUCAACCCAUCUGGUCGUUUUGUCAUUGGAGGACCUCAUGGUGAUGCAGGGCUAACAGGAAGGAAGAUCAUCAUUGAUACCUAUGGAGGGUGGGGUGCUCAUGGUGGUGGUGCAUUCUCAGGGAAGGAUCCAACCAAGGUAGAUAGAAGUGGUGCCUAUAUUGUUAGGCAAGCAGCAAAGAGUGUCGUGGCUUCGGGACUUGCUCGUCGCUGUAUUGUGCAGGUUUCUUAUGCAAUAGGAGUAGCAGAACCUCUGUCAGUGUUUGUAGACACCUACAAAACAGGAAAGAUCCCUGAUAAAGAUAUCUUAGUCCUCAUUAAGGAGAAUUUUGACUUUAGGCCUGGAAUGAUUGCAAUCAAUCUUGACUUGAAGAGAGGAGGAAAGUUUAGGUACCAGAAGACGGCUGCUUAUGGUCAUUUUGGCCGUGAGGACACAGAUUUCACUUGGGAAACUGUAAAGCUCCUCAAACCAAAAGCCUAAUUAGCUCAACUUGAUGUCUGCAAGUGAUCGUCACAACCAUUAAUGUGCUUGCAGGAAAAAUAAAGAAGCUUUUUUCCUUUUUUUUUCUUCUUGUGUUUCUGUAAACUCAGUGAGAAGCGUGGCUGAGUUCCACCAGCUCUCCGAUUAGCUGAGGCAGCCCUGUCCUGAGUUUGUACAACUUGAAUUCCUCUAUGUUGUUCUCUAUUAAUUUCAUUUGGCAUUUUGAUUUAGAAUUAUACCCUUA